AUGAAUCACGAGGAGAGGAACAAGGAGAAAAUUAGCUCGUCUAGAGACCAAUGGAAGCUUUCAGAGGAUUUGAAACUCAGAGAGCUUGUGGCUGAGUAUGGUCCUAGAAACUGGAAUCAGAUAGCAGAAAAAAUACAAGGACGAACAGGCAAGACUUGUAGAGCAAGGUGGUCUCGCCAUCUUGAUCCAAUGAUCAGCAAGAAAAGUUUCACUAAUAAAGAAGAAGCAAUACUACUUGAAGCUUAUGAAAAAUUGGGUAGCAAAUGGUCUUUGAUCGCUAAGCUUCUCCCUGGAAGAUCUGACGAAGCAGUGAUAAACAAUUGGACCAGAAUCAUGAAAAGAAAGACUAGGAAGCAAUCCACUUCUCCUCAUGAACUAACCACAAAUGACACAACGGAAGAUAGUGCAAGUGAUGAAAGUAGAGAGAUCAAUAACUCUAACAGGAAGAUGCCAAAGGAGGAAACCACUGACCUCACAGAAGCAAUGCAAUACUCAGCUCUUCAUCAUCACUUGUCUAUCGUACCUGCAGUUCCCUUGGCAAUGUCCGCACCACCGCAUGUCUCCAUCUCCCAACCAUCAUCAUCAUCAUCAUCAUCAUCAUUACCAUCAAAAGCAGAAGAUACAAAGGCCAAGAUACCACCGAAGUUUAUAGAUUUUCUUGGGGUAGGCGAUUCUUAA
Messenger RNA from Camelina sativa (false flax), 678 nucleotides. RefSeq names its product transcription factor MYB25-like. The record is from RefSeq and is a predicted model, not a curated record. Gene Ontology annotation, cellular component: nucleus. NCBI's taxonomy places the organism in Eukaryota, Viridiplantae, Streptophyta, Magnoliopsida, Brassicales, Brassicaceae. Gene Ontology annotation, molecular function: DNA-binding transcription factor activity, RNA polymerase II-specific; RNA polymerase II cis-regulatory region sequence-specific DNA binding. Gene Ontology annotation, biological process: regulation of DNA-templated transcription.